Messenger RNA from Choloepus didactylus (southern two-toed sloth), 4142 nucleotides. RefSeq names its product muscle RAS oncogene homolog (gene MRAS). The record is from RefSeq and is a predicted model, not a curated record. Lineage: Eukaryota; Metazoa; Chordata; Mammalia; Pilosa; Megalonychidae. Gene Ontology annotation, molecular function: GDP binding; GTPase activity; GTP binding. Gene Ontology annotation, biological process: signal transduction. The coding region runs from base 192 to 818 and encodes 208 amino acids. The transcript has 6 exons. Gene Ontology annotation, cellular component: plasma membrane.
UGCGCGGUCUCUUUAAGGAGGCUCCGGGGCGGGGACCGGACAGAGCGGCCGCCGGGCCGUGGCUCCCGCUGUCUUCGGUCCGGCCGCCGCGGGGCCCGGGGGCGCGGCGCUGCCUCCAGCGGGGCGCGGGCAUGGAGGCGGCGGCCUGAGCCGAGCUGGAGCUGGAGCGCGCGGUCUGACUUACCAGAAACAUGGCAACCAGCGCCGUCCCCAGCGACAACCUCCCCACGUACAAGCUGGUGGUGGUGGGGGAUGGGGGUGUGGGCAAGAGCGCCCUCACUAUCCAGUUCUUCCAGAAGAUCUUUGUGCCUGACUACGACCCUACCAUCGAAGACUCCUACCUGAAACAUACAGAGAUCGACAAUCAGUGGGCCAUCCUGGACGUUCUGGACACAGCCGGGCAGGAGGAGUUCAGCGCCAUGAGGGAGCAGUACAUGCGGACGGGCGACGGCUUCCUCAUCGUCUACUCGGUCACCGACAAGGCCAGCUUCGAGCACGUGGACCGCUUCCACCAGCUCAUCCUGCGCGUCAAGGACAGGGAGUCAUUCCCGAUGAUCCUCGUGGCCAACAAGGUCGAUUUGAUGCACUUGAGGAAAAUCACCAGGGAGCAAGGAAAAGAAAUGGCAACCAAACACAAUAUUCCGUACAUAGAGACCAGUGCCAAGGACCCACCUCUCAAUGUUGACAAAGCCUUCCAUGACCUCGUUAGAGUAAUUAGGCAACAGAUUCCUGAGAAAAGCCAGAAGAAGAAGAAGAAAACUAAAUGGCGGGGAGACCGGGCCACCGGUGCCCACAAACUGCAGUGCGUGAUAUUGUGACGGGCCUGGGGGCCUGGGCAUGGUGACCGUGGACUGGCCGGCCCUUGGGACCCCUCCACUGCCUAACUGCACUGAAACCAUUUCUAACCGCAGCCCUUGGCCCGAGGACUUUGCACUGGAAGGGAGAACGGGAGGGUGGGCAAGGAGGAGAUAGGCUCCGGCUUUGCCAAAAGGGCACAGGCUUUCCAGUCUCUCACAGGAGAGCAGGAAACAACAUGUGAACCGAAGAGGCACCCAAGCUCCUCCUGUGUGGGUUCCACCUGGCUGCCCCCCUGUCUUGGUGGGUGUAUUGUUUCCUUUAACUACAUAGUGCUGGUUUGGUGUAGAAGUGUUUAUCCAUGUGCAAAAACAAAACAAGCCAUGAACAAGCUUUCUCCCUGUGUCCCCAGUCAACGGCGUCUCAGUUCAGAUGUCUUUUGUAGAUUUUUAAAUUAUUUUAGUGGUUUUUAUUUUAUUAAAGGGGUCUGUGCCCACUGCCUGGUGAAAUCUCACGUUUUCAGCAGACCUCUCCGAUAACGUGUCUGGGAUGGGUUUUUUGUUUUUUGUUCUUUUUAAACUAGGUUCUCCCAGCAGUGCCAAAACUCAACUCAGUAUGAAAGUGUAGUGACUUAGAGAAUAAAAGGAAUGGGAACUGUGGCCAGAGGCCUCAGGCCCUGGAUCAAACCCAGAGGGAAAGCAAACCCCACUCACAGCCUAUAAACUGGAGAGAAGGGAGGGAGAUCAGAGGGUUUUGCUAUGAUUGAGGUUGCAGAGAGUAGGAACAGAAUUUUAUUCUGCUGAGGGGAGAGGCUGGCCCAAACAUGUCAGUUCUAAAAGGGCUUUUCAUUAUCCUGGAAGUGGGUAAGCUGAUCGGCUUUGUAACCGUGUUCACUCAUUUUUCAGACCAUGUAGGUUAAGUUCUGUGUCAUUCCUGGAUUUGUGAGAGGGCCUUCUGCUUCUCUGAUCAGUCUCUGUGCUUUCCCACAUCACCCAUGCUGUCUGGUGCCUCUUUGAUAUAAAAGCACUGACACAGGCAUGUGUGUUUCUCUGUGUCAAAGCAAGCUAACAUGGGCACUAUCCAGAAAAGUCCAGUUCACACUGAAUCUUAACCAAAAAUGAUUCAAUACUGUUAUCACUAAAACAGCACCAUGAAAGACCCAAAGCCAUUUCCCUUUGAGUCAACUGACUACCACCUCUGUAAGCCCAGCUACCCCUUCCAGCUUUCACUUGCAUAGUGUUAGGAGCCUUUCUGGCACAUACUUGUAUUAACCUUUUGGACCUUGAUUCUAACAUGUGACUGGAGGAGAAAGGAAGUUAGGGCUGAUGACAUGGCUCCAUACCCCUGGGUCUGCAAUGGGGCAGUCCCCCAACUCCCAGACUAUGCCCACCUCCCUCCCAGGUGCUGCCAAAGACUGGGUUUCUUCCAGCCAGGGCUGAAGUAGUGGCAAGAGGGGCAAAAGGAAUAUCAGACCCCUGAGAGAAGGUCAAAAGAUGAGGAGCACAGCUUGUGGCCUUACUUUCCAGAUGUUACAGAUCAAGUCACUACGCAAACUGCAAGCUCCUGAGCAGGUGGCCGGUCAACUCUUUAGAGAAAGAAACCUGGGGAAAGUGAAUAGCUGGCAGAUGUCGAGAGUCUGGAUCGUCCUCCGAAUUUGAAAGUGUGCCGAGGCCCUCUCAUGGUGAAACCACCAGCACCUGAGGACCCAGCUAAAGAGUGAUUCUGCUGCAGAAUGGACAGUUGGAUUUUUGUUAGUUGGAAAUCAAACUUGUUAUUUGUCUAAAGGGCCCUUUUUCUGAUUCUAAAAAGAAGGAUAACAAGGAACAUUCCAGAUGAGACUCUUCAUAGUUUCCCAAGAUCCUAUGUUAACGAUCAUUUUAAACACUAAAGGGACAAGGUUCAUUCCAAAGCCUUGUUCCUCUAAGCCACAUCCGCAGCAGACACGUGUGCGGUCUGAUGACAGCUGCAAACUGGAGACAGUUGAGGAGGAAAGGCAGGUGGGAAGAAGUAAGGAUGGAGACUCUCUGCAUUGAGGAAGUGGUGGAGUGGGACAGGAAGCCCUGAACAGAGGGUAGUGUCCACAGCUGGAAAACCUCUGCCAGGCACAGACCACCUCCACCAUAGCCCCCUGCCCAGUCUGGAGCCUGCAACUCCCUGACAGCACCAAGUCAGGGAGUCUUGGUGGAAGUAGAUCAAUUGACCUACAACAGAGCUCUUAGCCAUAAAGGUAACUGACAAAGGGGCUCUGAUGUUUCCUGAUCCCCCCACAGGUGAGGCAGAGCACCCCACCCACACCUGGCCCCAUCUUCCGUCUUCUGGGGAAUCUAUACCAUGCUCGGCCCACAGCUUAACUUCACAUUGCCGAAGGGAGACAUGGUUAAGGAAUGGCUUCAGCACCCUCUGCUUUUGGGCCGAUGGUAAGGUUUCAGCUCCCAUGGCCUCAUUUCUCCCAUAGAAGAAAUGGAUAACUAACACCUUUAAAAGACAGUUCUUUUGGUUUUAGAGAUGGAACCUUGUGGUACAGGUAGCUUCCAGAUAGGCCAGAGUGGAGUGUCACCUGGGGCAUCUCCAUGAUGACGUCUUCUCCAUAGUCACCUGGCAGGGUCCAUCUGAGACACUGGUUUGCACACAGUCCAUGAUUGAGGACCCCACUGGGACUUGUGUUGUUGGUAACAUCCUGGAGUUUCCACUAGGUUUCCAGGCCCCAUGAACAGUGCUACCUUCGUAUCCCCUAGAGCACACCCUUCUGGAAAUCCCUUCACCCCCACACCAUUGUCAUUAUGUGCUUUCAGGUGUUCUCCCACUGUCCUGACACUCCCCUUUAGGGGACUUCUUUUCUCCCCAGCAGGUAAUCCUAAGCACCACCACCACCACCCCCAUGGCCUGGAGCUGUAGCCACUUAUUUCCCCUGCACUUGGUCACAUGGGGAACUCUUGGAUGGUUUCUCUUAGGACUUUGUCCACCACCUUCUUGAGGUGCUUGCCAUGGAGAGUGCCUGAUUGGCCUAAAGUGAUUUAUCUCACUUUGCCAGAACACAUGACCUGCUAACAUGUGGCAACUCUAAACUGAGGGCCUGUUAGAUGUGAUACGGUAAAUCCGGAGCCACAGACAGGGUCCACCAUUAGGUUUGAGAUUCCAUGUCGGGUUUACUGAGAAUGAAAAAUACUUGAAUUAUUGAGCGCCUGUGAGCGCCCAGUUUCUGUUACACAGUAUUAACACAUGGCCAUUGUCGUGAAACAAGAGUGAUGCCUGAAGAUCUUGAUGAUGCUCGAGCCUUUUAUGUAACUUUUUAUUAAGUCUUUGUGUAUCUUGACUCAUUAAUAAAGAAAAGAAGAUGAACACUUGAA